AUGAUCUUUGGGUUCUUCAGCUGGAUGCAAGAUACAAGAUCUUUGGGCUCUUCGGCUGGAUGUAAGAUAUUUGGGCUUUUCGGCUGGAUGCAAGAUGAUCUUUGGGCUCUUCGGCUGGAUGCAAGGUGGUCUUUGGGUUCUUCGGCUGGAUCCAAGAUGCAAACUCUUCGGUUAGAUGCAAAGUG
Molecule: messenger RNA, 185 nt
Organism: Funneliformis geosporum
Lineage: Eukaryota; Fungi; Glomeromycota; Glomeromycetes; Glomerales; Glomeraceae
Source: the annotation of a GenBank genome assembly